This is a messenger RNA of Toxorhynchites rutilus septentrionalis, 786 nucleotides long. Its product is annotated as chymotrypsin-2-like. NCBI's taxonomy places the organism in Eukaryota, Metazoa, Arthropoda, Insecta, Diptera, Culicidae. The record is from RefSeq and is a predicted model, not a curated record. The transcript is spliced from 2 exons. Gene Ontology annotation, biological process: proteolysis. Gene Ontology annotation, molecular function: serine-type endopeptidase activity.
AUGUUUCGUUUAAGUUUGGUCUUUUUGGUCGCUGGAGUCGUUGCCGUUCUCGGUAGCACUCUACCCGCAGAGUAGAGCUCUGCUUUACUGCUCGAGUGAGAAGGACGCAUUGUUGGAGGUCAGAACGCUUCGCCUGGUCAAUUUCCGUACCAGGCAUCACUGCGUUCAUCAGGCAAUGCUCAUUUCUGUGGCGGUUCGAUCAUCAACAAUCGCUGGGUUCUGUCGGCUGCUCAUUGUACUAUCGGACGAACUACAGCCAAUACUGUUGUCGUAGUUGGGACUCACCUGUUGAACAAUGGCGGCAACUUUUACACGACCGCUCGUAUACUAAAUCAUGAACUCUACAAUGGUAACACACUGCAAAAUGAUGUAUCGCUAGUGCAAACUGAGUCGACCAUUAUGUUCAACGAUUUGGUAAAACCUAUUGAACUCGCAUCAGGAUUCCUUGAUGCUGGCACCGGCGCUGUAGCAUCUGGUUGGGGACGACUUGGAGCGAUUGGCAGUAUUCCAAAUAAUCUUCAAUGGUUAAAUACUAGCAUCAUUACUCUGGCAGACUGUCGCACCAAUCAUUCGGAUGCAAAUGCAGCACGUGUACAUGAUAAUACUAUCUGUACUCUGAGCCCAAAUGGUCAGGGUAUGUGUAUGGGAGAUUCCGGUGGUCCACUUGUCUAUGGCGGACUUCAACAGGGUAUUGUCUCGUGGGGUAUUCCUUGUGAACGUGCGGCUCCAGAUGAGUUUGCACGUGUUUCUUCGCAUCACAGUUGGAUCUCGAAAAAUGCCGUUUGA